Molecule: messenger RNA, 1952 nt
Organism: Cuscuta epithymum
Lineage: Eukaryota; Viridiplantae; Streptophyta; Magnoliopsida; Solanales; Convolvulaceae
Source: the annotation of a GenBank genome assembly
ACACUCCCAAAAAACAAGGAUCAUGUACUUUUACUUUUAGAAAGUGAGCAGAAUCAUUUCCGAACAUAAUGUAUAGUUCCUCCAUACGGAUUAGAGUAGAGAUCAUUCAUAUUUAUUGAUUCCCUUGGAUCCGACCGAAGAAGGCAAGCUCCAGAAAACGGUGCUGCUCUUUCCCUUGAAAACAAAGCGGUAAAGAUUAGAGCAGGUGGUUUUACGAUUUGCUUCAAAGAGCAGUAAGUUUUUCUUCUCUGUCUUUUAAUUUAUCGACUCAACUUCUGGCAGUGAAUUAAUUUCUGUGUGGAUAUUGCGUUGGAGUUCAAAGAUUCAAGCUUUGAUGGGUGUGCCACGUGUCACUCAUGAUUCGAAGUUUCAACUACAGAAGUAUGCUGCUGAGAGAUUCGACAAUUGUGAUGGCAUAAGUUGCCUGCCGAAUGACAUUCUUGUUGUCAUAUUGUCUUCCCUUCCGCUGAAAGAAGCUGGGCGCACAAGUGUUCUUUCAUCUCGUUGGAAGAACUUGUGGCAACAAACCUCGCGCCUCAAUUUUGAUGCCAGCAGUGCACUGGUCAAGAUUGCACAAGAUUACAAGUUAGACAGUGAGGAGGGGCGCGAGUACGUAAGAUGGGUGAACUCAGUCCUCAAAUCUUUGCCAAGUAAACAGGCACUCACCUUGGAACACUUCAAGAUCUGCUUUGGUAUAAGAAAAGCAUGGUAUGGGACCAUUACAAAGUGGCUUGAGUUUGCUUUUGAGAGACGAGUUGAGAAGUUAGAGUUGCAACUUCAGCCUUAUAAGAUUGACUAUGACCAAUUAGAGAACAAGUAUGUCUUCCCGGAAGACAUCUUGUUCCGAAACAGCAGUGAUAUCCCUCACCAUAGUAUUACACUUUUCAACUUAAAUUCCCUGAAAGAACUGUGUUUGACCUAUGUUUCGAUCAGUGAUGAAGGUAUUAAGUUUUUCUUGUGCAACUGCUCGUUACUGGAGCAAUUAGUUCUUGAAGACGUAAAUCAAUUAUCAAAUCUUGAAGUUUGUGGUGCAUCUCUCGUGUUAAAAAGAUUGUAUGUAAUGUAUUGCUCUGAUUUGGUAUCCAUUAAGGUAUCCGCACCAAACCUCACUUCGCUUGCAGUUAUGGAAAAAAAUGAACUCGUGUUUGAGAGUGUUCUAAUGCUUGAGAGUGUUCCAAUGCUUGUGGAUUUAGAUAUUCUCUGUCGGAGAGAAAAAAUUCCAUUGUUAGCUCCUGCACUAUUUUGCUGCUUUUCCCAAUUGAAGAUUCUUACCCUGCGGCUGCAGACUUAUAAGGCAUGUGCUAUUGUGUGGUUCAAAUUUCCUGAGAUGCAUGGUUUGAAGAAGCUGGUUGUAAUUCUUCGCACAACAUAUGAUGAAACACUUAUUGGACUAAUGACAUUCAUUAGGAUAUCUCCCAACCUAGAAGAACUUGUGUUAAAGGUUACAUUGUUCUCGGGUUUGGCAUUGGGUAGGAGAGAAGUGAAUGAGGGGACACCAUUUCCACACCAACACCUUAAGGUGUUCAAGUAUUUAGGCUAUCACGGCCAUGGCAGUGAUUUGGAUGUAGUGAAGUUCAUUUCGGAAAACUGUGUCCGGCUUCAACAAAUCAUUAUCGGUACAGCCAAGCCGCUCGAUCUUUCGCGCAGGCCACCACAUCCUGCUAAUUCGAAAUAUGAACAAGUUCGCAGAAGUUAUGCAAAGCAGCAGCUGGAACCUAUAAUCCCUCCCCACAUUACAUUUACUAUCCUAUAGGUUCUUUUAGUUUUUAAACAAUGCUGCUGCUGCUCUGUACCAGGCCACCCGUCAUCUCAAUAACUCCAGCUAGUACCCCUUUUGCUCUACUCAUUUGUUUGUUGAGUAUUACCUGUUUGGUAGACUAAAGUUACUGGUGCAAUUAGCAUUUACUCUGAAAUUUAAAGACCCAUAUGUUACCAGCUUUUCUUAACGUUUU